Messenger RNA from Mytilus trossulus (common blue mussel), 702 nucleotides. RefSeq lists its product as uncharacterized. The record is from RefSeq and is a predicted model, not a curated record. Bases 1 to 702 code for a protein of 233 amino acids. Lineage: Eukaryota; Metazoa; Mollusca; Bivalvia; Mytilida; Mytilidae. The transcript has a single exon.
AUGUCGUGUGCACCAAUAGGAUGGUCCAUCGGGAAGAUGAAUCUACAUUUUAAGCCAGUUCUUCCUACGGAUUCAGGGAUGUUUUCUAUCAUGCAUAAAUCCGCUAAGCGAUAUAGUCCCAAGGAACUCAGGGAAGACAUUAGAAAUAUCGACAUCGCUAGACGGAUUUUGCAUCGUCAGCGCAUGUCUGUGAAACUGUUUGCAGGACACAGACGACCUGCUAAAGACGAGAUACUCGACGUUUCUCGGAGACUUUAUAAGGACAGUCGUGAAUGUCUACUAAGAAAAAGUCUCAACCAUCUUCCUCCCGUGACACAAGCACAUUAUGCAACUGAUGACGUCAGGGAUGUUGUGGACAGGCUAUCUACAUACGACCCGGAAAAGAUUCCCGAAUCGAAAGGUCAAGUUGUUAGGCUUCCAACGCCAAUUGUCUAUAAGAAGAAAUAUACAGAAGAAGAAGUCAGAGACAUUGUGAAACGACUUGCCCAAUAUGAUCCUAAGAAGUGGCCCGCAGAGUCAAAGGGCGGCGCUCCAAAUGUAGUGACACAACUUCCGCGCCAAACCAUGGCUCGUGUCAAAAAGUGUUCUGCUGAUGAAGUUCAGGAAAUAGUGGAUAGAUUGUAUACGUUUGAUGAUUCGAAAACUGAAUGUCGCGGAAAAACUGCUAUUUCUCUUCCAGCACGUGGUAACACUUGGAUCUAA